AUCUCUCACACGUGUAGUCCACGAACCCCUUCUUUAUAAAAAGCUUGUGAACUAAACGUUAACGCUGAUAAAAGAACCUUUCCACAUAAAUAAUGAAGGCUGAGUUGAAUUUACCGGAGGGGUUCCGAUUUCACCCGACGGACGAAGAGCUCGUUAAGUUCUAUCUUUGCCGGAGAUGCGCAUCGGAGCCCAUCAGUGUUCUGGUAAUCGCAGAGAUUGAUCUGUACAAGUUCAACCCAUGGGAACUUCCAGAAAUGGCUUUGUACGGAGAGAAAGAAUGGUACUUCUUCUCACCUCGAGACCGGAAAUACCCAAACGGUUCGCGUCCAAACCGGUCUGCUGGAACCGGUUAUUGGAAAGCGACUGGAGCUGAUAAACCGAUCGGUAAACCGAAGACGUUGGGGAUUAAGAAAGCACUCGUCUUCUACGCCGGGAAAGCUCCGAGAGGGGUGAAGACGAAUUGGAUUAUGCAUGAGUAUCGUCUCGCUAAUGUUGAUCGAUCUGCUUCUUCCAACAAGAAGAACAGCUUGAGACUUGAUGAUUGGGUCUUAUGUCGGAUUUACAAUAAGAAAGGAACAAUGGAGAAGUGUUAUCCGGCGGUGGUGACUACGAUCAGUACGUCGGACUCCUCAAGUCACGUGAUUUCACCAGACGUCGGCACGUGUUCUGACAACUGCGAGUCGAAAUGGGUUGAUGAUCUCGAGGACGAGUUCAUGUUUGAUUCCACGUUGCAAAAUGACCCUUUUGUCCCUCAGUUUCUGUAUCAGUCGGAAUUCGCCACACCGUUCGAAGACUCGCCGGAGCAAAAGCCGUUCUUGAAAUGGAGUUUUGGUCAUCAGGGGUGAAGUUACAAAGAGCAUAAAGGUUGAACUUGAAGCUUUCUCAGAGUAUCUAGCCACCGCACACGAGGGGACUCGGUGUCGGAUUUUGACCCGGAAACCAAGUUUGGGCCCUACAGUUACAGAAUUGGUGUCCACUUGUUGAUCUGACUCUUCAGCUAGAUUCGAUUUUUGUGUUUGUUAUAAAUGUCUAAAGAUAUCGAAGUGAAAACAGAGGAACUGUACAAGCAACAGUGACCAUUAUAAAUCAUAUAUUUAUAUAUUCAUCAUAA
Messenger RNA from Brassica rapa (field mustard), 1111 nucleotides. Its product is annotated as NAC domain-containing protein 102. Gene Ontology annotation, biological process: regulation of DNA-templated transcription. The record is from RefSeq and is a predicted model, not a curated record. Lineage: Eukaryota; Viridiplantae; Streptophyta; Magnoliopsida; Brassicales; Brassicaceae. Gene Ontology annotation, molecular function: DNA binding.